Messenger RNA from Aspergillus oryzae RIB40, 2199 nucleotides. RefSeq names its product putative C6 transcription factor (Leu3). The transcript is spliced from 6 exons. Bases 1 to 2199 code for a protein of 732 amino acids. Gene Ontology annotation, cellular component: nucleus. The record is from RefSeq and is a predicted model, not a curated record. NCBI's taxonomy places the organism in Eukaryota, Fungi, Ascomycota, Eurotiomycetes, Eurotiales, Aspergillaceae. Gene Ontology annotation, biological process: regulation of DNA-templated transcription; DNA-templated transcription. Gene Ontology annotation, molecular function: zinc ion binding; transcription cis-regulatory region binding; DNA-binding transcription factor activity, RNA polymerase II-specific.
AUGGGAGGUGUCAGCCAUCCUUCUGCUUCGGCUACUGGCGGGCCCGAUGGCGUGGGACCAGCCAGGAAGCGCACUGUUGCCAUGGCGGGGUUAGACAGCUCUCCUGGCAGCGUGGAUGACGUGGAAGAGAACGACCUUCGUGAGGAGAAGAAAAGGCAGCCUGUGAAGCGUGCCUGCAACGAAUGUCGUCAGCAAAAGUUGCGCUGCGAUGUAGUUCAGGACCCAUGGAUGGACUGCUCUCGUUGUCGACGCUUAAAACUUGACUGCAAAAUCGAAUCCAACUUCAAGAGAGUCGGGAAACGCAGUCGCAAUGCGGAGAUGGAAAGAGAGAUCAUCGAGCUGAGGAAGCAGAUUGCCAGCGUCCAGGCCAAUGCUGCCACGUCCAUGCCCCAACAACAACCACCGUCUAUACAAUCUACUCAGCAUACUCCCAAACAGGAACACUCGAGCCAUGUCAGUCCAGCUGGCGUUUAUCACACGCCCUCUGGCAUGUCUUCCGAUCAGUAUAUGGGCUCUCACGAAGCAGUCGCAUCGCUUUUGGACCUACGUUCGGGCUUCGAUGGUUCUAACUAUAUGAGAAAUGGGAGUCAACACUUCAAGCGGAUAGAAGAUGUUGUUGUCGUGCCGGAGAGGGUGACAGAAUUGUUUGAUCUGUACUUUACUUUUUAUCACCCUUUUCUUCCGUUCCUUGAACGAGGGCAGUCGCCUGAUGAAUAUUAUAAUACAUCACCCUUACUGUUCUGGACUAUUAUUAGCGUUGGGGCACGGCGUUAUCAGCCCGAUACGCACCUUCUGAACUCUCUCGCAGGCCCCGUUUCGCGACUGGUAUGGAGUACGCUGGCAGACAUCCCACAAAGCUAUCAUGUCGUGAAAGCUCUCUGCCUGCUUUGUACAUGGCCAUUCCCUACGAGCAGUACUUCUACCGAUCCCACCUUUAUGCUCUGUGGAAUGAUGAUGCAGGUGGCCAUGCAGCUCGGUCUACACCGCCCGUCAUAUGCUCAGGAUUUCAGUAAAUUCAGGGUGGAGCUUAUCGAGGAAGAACUGAAAGAUAAAGUGAGGACGUGGGCGAUCUGUAAUAUUGUUGCGCAACGGGUUGCGACCGGGUACGGUCAGCCACCGUCCACUUUGUAUGACUGGACACUGUCGAGCGAGUCACUGGAUCCAAACUACAAGUUGCCUGAAGGUAUCCGUGCGCGCCUUCAGAUCGAAAAGUUCUGUGACCAGGUCACCAGAGCACUCUAUACCAACCACCGGGACCCUGUUGGGCUGUGUAAUGACCAGGAACGAUCGACGCUGAUCUCAUUUUUCUCUCGGGAUUUCGAUGAACUCGAGUCGCAGCUGAAGGCUCAGAAUGAUUGCAUUACCGACCUUUAUCUUCGCGCGGCGAACCUGCACCUACAUCUGUCGGUCUUUUUCGACGACACUUCUGAGAAGGACUACCGUGAUCGGCUUCUUUCUUUGUAUGUCGCAACCAGAACAUUUCUGGAGGCUGCUAUGAACUUGGAAACGGAGGUUGGGCCGGUACUCUCCUACACGCCGUAUUACAUCUAUCAGAUGAUGGUGGCAGCAGGUUGUACGCUGCUAAAGCUCGGCACGAGCUUUUUUGCCGCUCACAUAAAUAUGGAUUAUACCAAGGCUCUUUUCAACCGGACCAUUUGGGCUAUCCGGGGAGUAUCUGUGUCAAGUAAUGACCUCCCAGAGCGGCUGGCCGAAGUUUUAGCCCAGAUGUGGAGGCUGCAGAGUACACCAUCCCCCAAGCCGACCACCGAAAGUUCCGAGAUGGACGAUUCCUUGAUGCUGAAAGUCCGGUGUCGCAUGAGUAUGUCACUUCUUUUCGACUCGGUAUGGCGAUGGCGAGAAGACGCGCGGACGAAAGAUCGAAACCUCGAAGCCUAUCUUAAGAACCCGACCAACCCAGAUUCUAACGCUGAAUCUUCUGCAGCGUCAUCCGUUGGAGCUGCACACACCUCUAACUCGACUCCUGGUAUUGGUGGAGAUCCUAGCCUGGCACCUGCUCCCAUUCUUCCGCAAGCCACGCUGGGCGUUCAGUCUGGUAGCAGUGUUCCGGGACUACCAAGUGGACUGAUGGAGCCCAACUACGAAGUGUUUGACCCAUUGAAUUGGCUGCUGGAUGGUCUGGUCGACUUGCCAUACUCAUAUUCAACGAUUUCCGGGAUGGAGGCUCAAGGUAUCGCAUAG